UCAAUCCUAAUAACCAAUUCGGACCGGUUUAAUGUGUUCGCUACGGUGUUAAACGACAGCGUUUUGAAAGAGAUGGAAUUGGGUCAAUCUAUUUCGCGGUUGCAGAUGAGGAGGAGAUUAGCGUUUCAGAGAGAAGUAGUCGACGAAGUGUCUUGCUUCCAAUAUCCAUCCCCUCUCCAACGAGAGCCUAUAACUCUUAAAAACUACAGUAUCUCUCUCGUCAUGUACUGUACCUUGCGAUUUCCGUUGCCUCUUCACGUUCCCCGAGCUCGAACAAUGGCGUCCUGUAAGCCGAAACGACGCCGUGUGGAGCACUUGCGGUGCUGCGCUCAAUCUAGGCUCCGUGAAGGUGACGAAGACGAAGGAGAAGAAGAGGCAGACUAUAAGAGUGGUAGAGUUCAAGGAGUAGUUUCGAUUGUGGUGGAGAGAUACGGAAACGGCUCUUCGAAAAGAUAUUUGCUAGAUGAUGAUGAUGACUCGCCUUUACAAGGCUUUCUCGAGGAGCGUGAACCAAAGCCUGGCAACAAAUCUCAGGAAUUAAAUUCCGCAGAGACGAACACGCUUUGGCUUCCUGAUGUUGUCAAGGAUUUUGUUUUUCCCACCGGCUUUCCUGGGUCGGUUUCAGAUGAUUACUUGGACUACAUGCUGUGGCAGUUCCCAACCAAUGUUACCGGGUGGAUUUGUAAUGCAGUUGGCGUUGGCUCUUUUUCAGGAACUUCUGCUGCCGCUACCGCUGCUGCCUCUGCUGCAGCCAUAAGAUGGGUAUCCAAGGAUGGAAUUGGAGCUCUUGGCCGUCUUCUUAUUGGUGGACGUUUUGGUAGUCUUUUUGACGAUGAUCCUAAGCAAUGGCGCAUGUAUGCAGAUCUUAUUGGCAGUGCUGGAAGCUUCUUCGAUCUGGCAACACAACUAUAUCCAACCCAGUUCCUGCUGUUGGCGUCCACCGGAAAUCUUGCCAAGGCUGUGGCUAGAGGACUGAGAGACCCUUCAUUCAGGGUGAUUCAGAAUCAUUUUGCUAUCUCAGGGAAUCUUGGAGAGGUAGCAGCCAAGGAGGAAGUGUGGGAAGUUGCUGCUCAGCUAAUUGGUCUCGGUCUCGGCAUUAUGAUCAUUGACACCCCGGGCCUUGUAAAGUCAUUUCCCUUUGUGUCACUUACAUGGACGAGCAUAAGACUUGUUCAUCUCUGGCUACGCUACCAGUCGCUUGCAGUCCUUCAAUUUAACACGGUAAACCUCAAGCGUGCUCGGAUCCUAGUACAAUCUCAUGUUACGCACUCCGUUGUACCAGGAUUUGUUGACUGCAACAAGCGAGAAAACAUUUUGUUAUGGCAGAGAUUCAUGAAACCUCGGAUCAUUUUUGGUGUGUCUCUUGAGGAAGUAUCUGGUCUGGAAAAAUCUGUUUAUAAAGUCAAAGCACUCCUUAAGAUGUACACAAGGGAGAAAUAUAUCCUUACGUUGAAUAAGUUGAACAAGGAUACCGACUACUUGAGAAGUAUAUGGGAUAAGGCUAAACUGAGGGAACAUAGGUUCUUCACCUUGUUGGAGAGAGUGAAUGCCACAAGCAGAGACGUGUUGAGAUGUCUUUGGCAAGCAUAUUGGUUAUACGAGAACAUGGAACAAAGCUUUAAAGACAAAGAUAGUGUGUUCCACUGGCUGAAGCAAAGCUUGUCGGAGAUGGACAACAAGUUUGAUGAUUUCUUGGUCAAGUUGGAUACUGCUGGAUGGAAUUUACGUGAAUCUAACUUGAAGAUUCCUAACCAUAUCCUCAUCGACCACGAAUCUACGAUCCCUCCCUAA
This is a messenger RNA of Thlaspi arvense, 1791 nucleotides long. NCBI's taxonomy places the organism in Eukaryota, Viridiplantae, Streptophyta, Magnoliopsida, Brassicales, Brassicaceae. The record is from the annotation of a GenBank genome assembly.